Messenger RNA from Staurois parvus, 1017 nucleotides. The record is from the annotation of a GenBank genome assembly. Lineage: Eukaryota; Metazoa; Chordata; Amphibia; Anura; Ranidae.
ACAGGCCCUUCGGCUGCGGCUGGACAGGUCCCAAUUCCCUGCAAACUCUAUUCUUCUUCUUGGAUUGUCUUCCAGCCAGAUAUCAUAAUCAGUGCUAGUGAAGGUUUCCUGUGGUACCUCCGUAUCAAACUGCAGCCUAUCGUGCACCUGCUCACAGACAAGGGCCGACUGAUGGAUUUUUUGCUUCAACGCAAAGACUGUAAAGCUGUUAUUUUAUCAGUUUGCUCACAAAUGUUAUCGGAGAUGGAUAGGGCAUCGCUGCCAGUCAUUGCUACAGUCUUCGACAAACUCAACUGUGAAUAUAAGAAAUAUUUAGAAGCUGAGCACAGCUACACAGUGGCAGUUGAAACCAGUCAAGGUAGAAGUAAUGCUCUUGUGAAGAGACCUGUGCGUGGACAAGCUGUUAUAGACCAGUCUGACAUGUACACACAUGUAUUGUCUGUAUUCACUGACCUGAAGGAGGCUCCACAUAAGUUCAUCAUUGCUGUCCUCAUGGAGUACAUCCGUUCUCUGAACCAAUUUCAGAUCCCUGUACAGCACUACCUAUAUGAACUGGUGAUAAAGACUUUGGUACAACAUAACCUCUUCUAUAUGCUCCACCAAUUCCUUCAGUAUCACGUGCUCAGUGACUCCAAACCUCUGGCAUGCCUAUUGUUAUCUUUAGAGAGUGUUUAUCCUCCAGCACAUCAGCUUUCCCUGGAUAUGCUAAAGAGGCUUUCCACUGCUAAUGAUGAGAUUGUUGAAGUCUUGUUAUCUAAACAUCAAGUUUUGGCAGCUCUGAGGUUUGUGAGAAGCAUUGGUGGACAUGACAGUGUGUCGGCUCGCAAGUUCUUGGAUGCUGCAAAGCAAGCGGCUGAUGACAUGCUCUUCUAUACAGUCUUCAGAUUCUUUGAGCAAAGAAACCAACGUCUUCGAGGAAACCCUAACUUCACACCAGGAGAACACUGCGAGGAGCAUGUGACCUUCUUCAGACAGAGGUUUGGUGAACAAGCAUUGCUAAAGAUUAGUUCUGCUUAG